UGAAUGUUCAGGGUGGGUCUCUGUUCCGGAUUGAGCUAUAUUUGAAGAGCUUUGUGCAGAGCUUUUCAUGAUUCAAAUUUCAUCCUAUUGGAGCUCUGCUUUAAGCAUUGGCGGAUCCCUGUGUUUGGAGGUGUAUCAGUUUAGCUCUCCCAAUCGCAAAGGAUUUCCGCAAUCCUGCUGCUCAACCGGAAGGCAGCAGUCGGGCAGCAACUAGGCAUGGCCGUAUGCGAGGAGGAUGCAUGUUCCAGCACUGCGUCUGUUGAGUCUCCUACUGAGGAGCCUCUUUUGCUUCUCUGUCCACGGAAGGGAGACGACAGCGGCGAUCAAACAGGAUCCACACAGUCGCAGGGGUCGGGACUGAGUAUGCAAGAUGCUGCACAAGUUCAGAGUUAUGCGCGCUGCCCGCCCUGGGGGCCUGGCAGCUCGUUCAGAAGGGUCCAAGAGCUGUGCCAGUGGUUGGGCUGCUUGCUGCUAGUGAAGAUUGAUCAGUGCAAGUUUGGGGGAAGAAGGGCGUUCAACACAAAAGAUUACGAGCCAUGCAAACCUUUUACAGCGAAGCUGCAGAUUGGACCAAACGUAGGCGCACACUUUGUCAAGAUUCCAAACAAGCACCUCUUUGAUAUUUUUGCUCGGCAAUGCGACCUGUGGGAGCACUCGGUAGGGACGGAGAAUGAGUACGACAAGUUCCUGUUGUACAGAGGCAAGGCAAUGGCCAAGGUCCUUGGGAUGGAUCUCGACGAGCUUCCUCCUGUCACGGUGUCGCAGUACGUUUCGAAAGAACAUUGCAGGGGCGUUGAAGUGCAGAAGCUAGAACUGAUAUACAACCGGAAACGGAAGACCAUCAAAAUCGAGGUUUUCUGUACUCCGUAUUUUGGUGAGAAGCAAUGGUGGUAAUGAGGAGGUUUCACUCCUGGCUCAAGGACAGUCCGAGGGCACACUGGCUGAAUCGUCGGUUUUACAAAAGGGUAAACGAUUAGAAAGAAGCAGAGAGAUUAGGGCUGCAUGUAUGAAGGGUUUUGCAGCUGCUUAAGCAUUCAAAUAGCUACAUUUAGAAGUCUCAACCUCAUUGCCCUCACUUGGUGAAUCACCUGCUGACCGGUCGAAGAUUGGUUUUGAGGCAUACAUGUGUUUUUGUUGAAGGAGCAGGAGAGAAGUGAUUGCACUGCCAGGAUUAUAGUACAGUGAUGUAGGGAACUUAAACAGACUGUGAAGAACUGUCAAGACAUACGUUGUCAUGCAAGGAUUACUAUGAUUGCAUCAACCACCGGUUCGAUCAACUACCGGUACUGCAUUUAGACAAGAGUUCCAUCCAUACGAU
This is a messenger RNA of Klebsormidium nitens, 1318 nucleotides long. The record is from the annotation of a GenBank genome assembly. NCBI's taxonomy places the organism in Eukaryota, Viridiplantae, Streptophyta, Klebsormidiophyceae, Klebsormidiales, Klebsormidiaceae.